GAAUGACUGAAUGACGCUGUCUUUCCGACAGACCUGUUCUUCACCUGAGGACGGCUGCUUGCGUUGUGGCCGAAACGUCGUGAGAAUUAUUUUAUAAUGUUUUAUCUUUAUUAUUUUAUUAUUUCCAUUCUAUGUCACUUUACCGAAAGAACCAAGAAGAUGAAUCCCUGCAGUCACGAAAGAAGCUUUAAAUCGAAAUUUGACGCGUUGGUUAUUUAGCCGUUGUCCCAUGUUUUUGGUCGCUGUGGUAAAUGUCGCGGUCAUUUUCCCACGAGGACGCGGGAGAGUAAAACGUUAUACGUGUGUUGUGUGUCUCUGUGUGUGUCUCUCUGUGUGUUUGUGUGUCUCUGUGUGUGUGUGUGUCUCUGUGUGUUUGUGUGUCUCUGUGUGUGUGUCUCUGUGUGUGUGUCUGUGUGUUUGUGUGUCUCUGUGUGUGUGUCUCUGUGUGUGUGUCUCUGUGUGUGUCUCUGUGUGUGUGUGUCUCUGUUUGUGUGUCUCUGUGUGUGUCUCUCUGUUUGUUUGUGUUGCAAACACACACACGAGCGGAGCGCCGGGUGUCUAAAGCACAGCAAGUUGGCACAGUAGGGGGCACAGGUGGUGCAUCAGCCACUCAUCUCGGUCAUCUCGGUCAGUCGACCCGUGGCACCUGCUGGGUCUGCCCCGUGACCUCCUGCCAGCGGGCGUUCGACACUUCACGUGGUAGCCUCAAGGGUCACGCUGGAAGUCGUCAGUGUCGUACCUGUCGCGGGCUGACGCGCCCCGCCUCGCCUACUCGCUCAGCGCGGGCAAAUCUCCCGGCGUGCUCUUUCUGCCGGGGUUCGGGUCCAGUAUGGACGGGGCCAAGGGCACCGCCCUGCACGGCUACUGCCGCUCCGUGGGGCACGCCUACACCCGGUUCGACUACACGGGUUGCGGAGCGUCGGAGGGUGACAGCUCCCACUGGGGGGUGGGGCAGUGGAAGAGCGACGUCCUCGCCGUGCUCGACCAGCUCACCACGGGCCCACAGAUCCUCGUGGGCUCCAGUCUGGGCGCGUGGCUCAUGGUGCUGGCGGCCGUGGCACGCCCGGAGCGCGUGGUCGGCCUGGUCGGUGUGGCCAGUGCCCCGGACUUCCUCCUGCGAGUCUACAGCUCGCUCACCGACGAGGAGCGUGCCGAGGCUCAACGCACCGGAGAAUUUCGCAUCCCCUACUCCCCCCCACCCUCCUCCUCCUCGCCCAGCCCCUCGCCCAGCCCCUCGCCCAGCCCCUCGCCCAGCCCCUCGCCCAGCCCCUCCUCGUCCAAGACCCACAUCACAAUCCCGCUCGCCGCCGUGCUGGAGGCAGCCAGGCACAGCCUCCUUGUCGCCCCGACCGUCACCGUCACCGCUUCGUCGACGGCCGACCCACUGCUGCCCCCGCUGCCCCCGCUGCCCCCGCUGCCCGUGCGCUGCCCCGUGCGGCUGCUGCACGGCCUCGCGGACGAGGUGGCGCCGUGGCAGCUGGCGCUGCGCCUGGCGGAGCGACUGGCGUCCGCCGAGGUGGACGUGACGCUGAGGAAGGGCGCCGGGCACCGCUUCAGCGAGCCGGCCGACCUGCGCCUCCUGGCCAGCACGCUGGACGACCUGGUGGACAGGCUGACGACGCACACGUAGCGCGGCGGGGGCGGGAGGGGGGGGUGCACCUAGCCUGGCGCGGAGUCGUUGGCGUGGUCGGUGUCGUUAUCCGAUUGUGUGGACGGGUCGAGCACGCGCGCCUAGUGGGGUGGGGAGGGGAGGUGGGGGUGCGUGCACCUAGCCUGGCACGGAGUCUAUCAUCGUCACCACCACCAUCAUUGUCACCACCACCAUCAUCGUCACCACCCCCACCACCAUCAUCGGCACCACCACCAUCAUCAUCAUUACCACCACCAACACUGCCACCAACGCUAUCACCGCCAUAAUCACUGCCACCAUAACUACCACCAUCACUACCACCAGCACCAUCAUUGUUACCACCUCCAUCAUCAUUACUACCAUCACCAAUACCAUCACCACCAUCAUACAUCAUUCACCUUCCCUAGCUUGCACCACGUGGCGGUGAUGAUGGUGGCGGUGAUGGUGGUGAUGGUCGUGAUGGUGGUGGCGGUGAUGGUGGUGGCGGUGAUGGUGGCGGUGAUGGUGGUGAUGGUCGUGAUGGUGGUGGCGGUGAUGGUGGUGGCGGUGAUGGUGGUGGCGGUGAUGGUGGUGGUGAUGGUCGUGAUGGUGGUGGCGGUGAUGGUGGUGGCGGUGAUGGUGGUGGCGGUGAUGGUGGUGGCGGUGAUGGUGGUGGCGGUGAUGGUGGUGGCGGUGGUGGCGGUGGUGAUGGUGGUGGCGGUGGUGAUGGUGGUGGCGGUGAUGGUGGUGGCGGUGAUGGUGGUGAUGGUCGUGAUGGUGGUGGCGGUGAUGGUCGUGAUGGUCGUGAUGGUGUUGAUGUAGCAGAGUUACUGCCAAAUUCGUUACAUUUUUACAAAAAACUUGAGCCAAAAUGUGAACUCUAUUUGAUGAAACAAUAGCGUGUGUGUGUGUAGUAAGUGUCUUGUAUAGCAUGUGUGUGUGUGUGGCUGAACACGUGUGUGUGUUGUCUGUGUGUGUGUAGUGUGUGUCUUGUAUAGCAUGUGUGUGUGUGUGUGGCUGAACACGUAUGUGUGUUGUGUCUGUGUGUGUAGUGUGUGUCUUGUACAGCAUGUGUGUGUUGCGUGUGUGAACACGUGUGUGUGUGUGUAGUGUGUGUCUUGUACAGCAUGUGUGUGUUGCGUGUGUGAACAUGUGUGUGUGUGUGUAGGGUGUGUCUUGUAUAGCAUGUGUGCGUGUGUGGCUGAACACGUGUGUGUGUGUCUUGUAUAGCAUGUGUGUGAACACGUGUGUGUGUGUGUUGUGUGUGUGUAGCUGAACACGUGUGUGUGUGUAGCUGAACACGUGUGUGUGUGUAGCUGAACACGUGUGUGUGUGUGUAGCUGAACACGUGUGUGUGUGUGUAGCUGAACACGUGUGUGUGUGUGUGUGUGGCUGAACACGUAUGUAUGUGUCUGUGUGUGUGUUGUGUCUGUGUGUGUCUUUGUAGCGGUGGCGUCGUGGUUAGCGCACUCCGCUUCUCAACCCGGCAACCCGAGUUUGAUUCCCGCUCACAGCCAAUUACAGUGGCAGGCAUCUGAACCGAUCCUGGGUCUCCCCUAGGUCGACUCGGCCUCAAAUGCGUGCGGUGUGUAGUAAACAUCGCCACUAGGGAGACAAAGGGGGCCGGGCGUGGUGCUGGCCACCCACCCCCUCGUGUGCCGUGCCCGCCUUCGUAGGCGCUGCUACUCGCUAACGGCCCUUGCCCCUCAAAAAGUGUGAGGCUACCUGGGGGAUCUUUGUCUUUGGUGUGUAACACGCGUGUCCGCGUGUCUCGCCCUAUCUUGUCAAGCGCUUUUCAAAUCCUUUAUAUUAAGUUCACUUGCUUGCUUGCUUGCGCGCUUACGACCGUGUAAAUCUUUCGGUCGUUUUUUAACCCACUUCCCGUGAUCCAAUCGAGCUGACAUUCUGCACACAGACUCGUUGUGCGUGACAAUUAAUGUUCGUGAAAAGUUUUUUGUUCCAAAAUGUUACACUUUUUAGGACAAAAAAAUUUAUAUUUAAUUACCAAUUGCUUAAUGGUGGCCAGGCAAUCAUCUGACCCAUAGGUGGCAGCCAUCUCAAGCCAGAGGACGAGAGGACUCUAGCCGCCACGCAUAUAAAGGAUUUAUAGUGAAAAACUUUGUUUUUACGGGUUAUACUUAUUGCCCCAUUGCGUCACGCACUUUCGUUGUGUUCGCACGAACAGCUACCAUCGCCUCCCUCCAUAUGACUGCCAGAAAAGCCAAAUAUAUGUGUGUGAACACUUACACGGGGCUAUGGUUUUUAGUGGAAAAAGAACGGAUAAAUUCACUGUAACGUUGUGGCAAAUUGGACGUUAAUAGCUUCAAAAAGUCGACGCGCUCCCCGAAUCUUUGUCCACGGAGGUCUCCCGAUCACGUUUGUGCCUUUCCUCGCGGCGUUCUUGAAGAUUUCCUGGCAGCGUUGUGCCGCGCAGGGAGAGAUGCCGCUGGGGGUGCCCCUGGGCUGGGCCGAGCAGCGACGGGAUUUGCCUGGCGACAAAGCUGGCGUCGCGGGUCUUUCGGUGAAGUCACGUGGGUGGAAAACGUCGUUUUUUUGCUUUUGUGGUUUUCGAUUUGUUUGAAAUUUUAUUUGACAGUUUUUUUAUUGUGGUUUUUGCUUUUAUUAUUUUCAAUUUAUUUUCACAUUUAUUUUAUUAUUUUUAAUUGUGGUUUUUUGCUUUUAUUAUUUUCGAUUUAUAAAAAAAUAUAUUUUACUAUUUUUUAUCGUUGUUUUUUGCUUUUAUUAUUUUCAAUCUAUUUAAAUUUUAUUUUACUAUUUUUUAUUGUGUUUUUUUGCUUUUAUUAUUUUCGAUUAAUUAAAAAAUAUAUUUUACUAUUUUUUUAUCGUUGUUUUUUGCUUUUAUUAUUUUCAAUCUAUUUAAAUUUUAUUUUACUAUUUUUUAUUGUGUUUUUUUGCUUUUAUUAUGUUCGAUUAAUUUAAAAAAAUAUUUUACUAUUUUUUAUUGUGCUUUUUGUUUUUAUUAUUUUCGAUUUAUGAAAAAAAAAACUAUUUUUUUCGAUUUUUGCUUUUAUUAUUUUCAAUUUAUUUAAAAAAAUUAUUUUACUAUUUUUUAUCGUUGUUUUUUGCUUUUAUUAUUUUCGAUUUAUUAUUUCUAUUUUUUAUUAUUUACUAUUCGUAUUUUUUGUUUUCUAUCUACGUGACUUUACCGAAAGAACCAAGAAUAUGAAUCGCUGCAAUUCACGAAAGUUUUAAGUCCAUACGAAACUUGAGUUCCCCUAAUGUUUGUGCUGCAACUCUCCUCCUCACCUCCUGACUCUCUUGGUCCUGCAGACGUCAGCCUAAACAACUCGGAUGGUUUAUUUUGUAAUGCCGUGUUCAGAGUAUGGUGCCCUUGGUCGAGUGUUGUGUGUGUGUGUGUGUGUCGAAUGUGUGUUGUGUGUGUGUCAAAUGUGUGUUGUGUGUGUGUCGAAUGUGUGUUGUGUAGCUCAAGUUCAUUGAUUUGGCAAAGCUCUUGAAUCGGGUGCAACCGCAACAAACAAAAAAACAAAAACAUGAACAAGAAAACAUCUUAAAGUGACUAUGUGACUAAGUGCAAACAGAAAAUCCAAGAAAAGACAGCAAAAUGUUGCAGAAAAAUCACCGUUACACACCAACGCUGUGUGCAAAAAUCCCAGUGGGAUGCAAGUCAAACAACAACAACAACAACCACAAGACAACUUAGAUUAAGGCCAUCAGUCUAACUCUGUACUACAACAAACAAACAUGGCCAAACCAAAAAAACUUUUCGAAAUCACCAAGAUAAAGCCAUGAAAGUGGGGAGCGGUGGUGCAGUGGUUCGCGCUACCAACCCGGCGUCACGAGUUCGAUUCCCGCUCUCCGGCCAACGACUGCGACGAUUAUUGAACCGGUCCUGGGCCUCCCCUAGGUCGACUCGGCCUCAAAUGAGUACCUGAUGCGGUGCGUACACAUCGCCGCUAGGGAGACAAAGGCGGCCGGGCGUGGUGCUGGCCACCCACCCACUCGUGUGCCGUGCCGGCCUUCAUAGGUGCUGCUGCUACUCGCUAACAGCACUUGCCCCUACAGUCUGUGAAGGCUACACGGGGGAUGUUUCUUUGUAGUGCGGUGAAUGUUAGAGGAGUGUGGUGCACAUGCUGACUUCAUGUGUGGUGGUGAGUUUGGCGAGGGGGGUGGUAGUGAGUGUGGUGGUGAGUGUGGUGGUGGUGAGUUUGGCGAGGGGGGUGGUGGUGAGUGGUGGUGAGUUUGGCGAGGGGGGUGGUGGUGAGUGUGGUGGUUAGUGUGGUGGUGGUGAGUUUGGCGAAGGGGGUGGUGGUGAUUGUGGUGGUGAGUUUGGCGAGGGGGGUGGUGGUGAGUGUGGUGGUGAGUUUGGCGAGGGGGGUGGUGGUGAGUGUGGUGGUGAGUGUAGUGGUGGUGAGUUUGGCGAGGGGGGUGGUGGUGAGUGUGGUGGUGAGUUUGGCGAGGGUGGUGGUGAUGAGUGUGGUGGUGAGUGGCGAGGGGGGUGGUGGUGAGUUUGGCGAGGGUGGUGGUCGUGAGUGUGGUGGUGAGUGGCGAGGGGGGUGGUGAUGAGUGUGGUGGUGAGUGGCGAGGGUG
Molecule: messenger RNA, 6178 nt
Organism: Lethenteron reissneri (Far Eastern brook lamprey)
Lineage: Eukaryota; Metazoa; Chordata; Hyperoartia; Petromyzontiformes; Petromyzontidae
Gene: ABHD10
Product: abhydrolase domain containing 10, depalmitoylase
Biological process (GO): protein depalmitoylation
Cellular component (GO): mitochondrion
Molecular function (GO): palmitoyl-(protein) hydrolase activity; hydrolase activity, hydrolyzing O-glycosyl compounds
Source: RefSeq, a predicted model, not a curated record